Formica exsecta is the source of this 858-nucleotide messenger RNA. Its product is annotated as inositol monophosphatase 2-like. The record is from RefSeq and is a predicted model, not a curated record. Bases 181 to 537 code for a protein of 118 amino acids. Gene Ontology annotation, biological process: inositol metabolic process; signal transduction; phosphatidylinositol phosphate biosynthetic process. Gene Ontology annotation, molecular function: inositol monophosphate 1-phosphatase activity. Lineage: Eukaryota; Metazoa; Arthropoda; Insecta; Hymenoptera; Formicidae. The transcript has 4 exons.
AUGAUUUUCGCGUAUAUUGCUAUUACGUUGUAUCCUUGCUGAAAAGAAGUGUAAGAAAUGCACAAUUUUACGGUCCAGUGGAAGGUUAUCUAAUAUCCAUCGGAUACCGCAGACUAUGUUAUAUGUACGUCGGUUAAUGUCGUGUCCUUCAGUCAAAAUAUAUCUCAAUCGUUAGUGGCCAUGGAACCGUGGAUCGCAAAAGAUCCUCAAUAUUUAGCCAAUGUGUACAGUAGAAUGCACGCUCUGAUACAAGGCACUCACGGGAUACGAUCGCUAGGAACAGCAGCGCUCACAUUGUGCUACGUAGCAAUGGGAGCUGUGGAAGCGUAUCAUAUCGAGAGUAUAGAUGCUUGGGAUGUUGCAGCCGGGAAGCUGAUAAUUGAAGAAGCAGGCGGAGUUGUGAUAGAUACUGCUGGGGGAGAGCUAGAUAUAAUGACGCCAAGAGUUAUAGCAGCGUGUAAUCAACAAAUUGCACAGCAACUCGUGGAUCUUUUCAAGAGAGCCGAUUCUGAGAUACUUAAUAAAAACUUAAAUUAAUCACACGCGCUCAUUCUCUGAGACACACAUAUGCAAUGUAUACUUUAUAUAGCUUACAUUAUAUAAUAACGCAUAUGUCUUUGUAUCUAGCUUAGACACAAUAAUAUUAAAUGCAACUAGAGAAAAAGCUGCACUUGUAUUUACUUGUAUUAAUCAAAAGAUUGUGUUAGAACUAAGAGAUGCGUACACAUUUAGUACUUUUUAUCUGUUAUACUUAUGUUAUCUGAUGUACUUAUUAUUUUGAUAACUAAAAUUAAUAAAUGUAACAUACAUCAAUAAAUUGCUAUCAAAAAUAAUAAAAUAAAUAUCGUUUUGUCACAC